This is a messenger RNA of Talaromyces rugulosus, 537 nucleotides long. RefSeq lists its product as uncharacterized. The transcript has 2 exons. The coding region runs from base 1 to 537 and encodes 178 amino acids. The record is from RefSeq and is a predicted model, not a curated record. Lineage: Eukaryota; Fungi; Ascomycota; Eurotiomycetes; Eurotiales; Trichocomaceae.
AUGGGUGCAUUUCCUGUUACGUAUCGCGUCGCUCAAGCGAUUGGUUUUACGGGUGCAGCAUGGCUUUCUGGCAACAUUGCUGCUCUUAGCGCAAUUGGUGUCCCCGCAGCGCUCCAGGGCCAUAAGGAUGAUCAAUUAUCGACAACGAAGACCGCCAGGUUAUGGAAAGGAUUCUAUGAUCGCGGUAAAUCGCAAAACCCUCCGAUUGCCGCAACAACAGCUUCGGCAUUCCUCUAUCUGGCGUGGUCUGUGAGAUCAGGAACAUCUUUACAUCGUAUUGCUCGCCCGAAUGCCUCGAUCUUGUACAGCGUGGCCGCGUUUUUAACGAUCAGCAUUGUUCCGUAUACUCUAGUUAUGAUGUCAGCUACGAACAACGCUUUGCUGGCAAGAGCUGAGGGUAAAUCAGCAGACGACGCAUCGAGUCACGCCGAUACAGAACUGGAGAGUUUGCUACAGAAAUGGACCUCGCUCAAUGCAGGAAGAAGCCUGAUCCCUUUGACUGCAGGUCUAGUGGGCAUCUUUGCUACGCUGUUUUAG